ACGCCAGCGUUGGGCGGAAGUGACCUCUCGCCGUCCACAUGUGCAUCGGGUGCGCGUCCGAUGCUCCCCGUCCCGCGGGGAGAGUUUGGGGUUCACGGUGAUCGGAGUUCAGGUUGGAGGGCCCUUUCGACGCUCGGCUUCACCCCGGGGUCGGCAGCCCACAGCGGUGUGUCUCGCAAUUCCCGCAGCAACUCUCGGUGCCGAAAAUCCGAUGCUCCCGGUACCGGAUGAUGUGGAGGCUUUGCAAACAGCUUCAGAAGAGGUUUACUAGGAUGCUGUCUGGAUUAGAGAAGAGCUUUAAGAGGAGUCAGACCAUCAGAGGAAAAAUGGUUAACCAAGCUGCUGGCAGACUUUGUUACACAAACAAGAUGAUUCUGGCCCCCAUGGUGCGUGUGGGCACGUUACCCAUGAGAUUACUGGCACUCGACUAUGGAGCAGAUAUCGUCUACUGUGAGGAAUUGAUUGAUUUGAAAAUGAUUCAGUGUAGGAGAGUUGUCAAUGAGGCCCUGGAAACAAUAGAUUAUGUUGCAGCAGAUGACAGAGUUGUUUUUCGGACCUGUGAAAGAGAAAAGAAUCACGUUGUCUUCCAAAUGGGAACAGCUGAUGCUCAGAGAGCACUGACAGUCGCACAGCUUGUGGAAAAUGAUGUAGCUGGUAUUGAUGUAAAUAUGGGCUGUCCCAAAGAGUAUUCAACCAAGGGUGGCAUGGGAGUGGCACUGUUAUCCAAUCCCGACAAAAUUGAAGCUAUCCUUUCCACUUUAGUUAAAGGAAUCUCAAAGCCAGUGACAUGCAAGAUCCGUAUUUUACCAUCUCUAGAAGACACCAUUAACCUUGUAAAACGUAUUGAAAGGACAGGAGUUGCAGCAGUGGCAGUCCAUGGAAGAAGGAAAGAGGAAAGGCCACAGCAUCCUGUUCACUGUGACGUAAUUAAAGCACUCUCCGAAGCUGUGUCGAUCCCAGUAAUAGCAAAUGGAGGAUCUCAGGAGAUUAUCAAAGAUUAUGAAGGCAUUGAGGCAUUCCGCUGGGCAACAAACGCCUCUUCAGUGAUGAUAGCCCGGGCAGCCAUGUGGAAUCCCUCCAUAUUCAGGAAGGAAGGACUGUUACCAGCAGAAAAUGUGUUAAAGGAAUACCUAACCUACGCAAUUAGAUAUGACAGCCAUUACUCAAAUACUAAAUACUGUCUUUGUCAAAUGUUGAGAGAUAAGUUAGAAUCAGCUCAAGGAAAAAAGUUGCAUGCAGCACAGUCAAAUGAAGAGAUUUGUGAGGCUUUUGAAAUGAUUGACUAUUACAAAGAAGUUAUGGCUGACUUGGAGACAAAGAGGAAUCAGCUGAAAUCAAGAGAUCAAGGGAAAUCGGAACAUCCUGAGGAUAAGGAAUACACUGAUACCAUACAAAUGGCUGUCAGGUUCAACAAACGUGAGUACCCACCACAAAUCACACCCAAGAUGAUAUUACUUGAAUGGUGUCGAAAACAGAAGUUUCCCCAACCAGUGUAUGAGACAGUGCAAAGACCUUCAGAUAGAUUAUUUAAUUCAGUCGUGACAGUGGCAGACCAAAAGUAUAGAUCCUCCUGUUGGGAUAAAACCAAGAAGGUAGUGGAGCAGUCCGCGGCUAUUGUGUGCCUACGAUCUCUUGGGAUCUCUGAAGGAAAACUGUGUGAGGGGGAAAACCCACUCAAAAACAAACGAAAAAGAGAUGAAGUAGAAGUUGCCAAUUGCAUAGAAAUGACUGACACUUCCUCCCUUGACACCAAUAAAAGAAGCAGCCCCUUGCUGAUGAAAGUAUAACGGACAUUCCAGCUGUACUGGAUAAGAUGGAAUUCUCUGAAGUGGAAUGGCAAUUAAAAAGUUGUUUUAUGCAUUAAUAAAAUAACUUGUAAGUUGUACAUAUAUUUAUAUUUAUAUACAUUAAAGGGUGCGUAUUAUAUAAAUAUAUACAUGUUUAACCAGCCAGUGCUCCUGCCUUGAUCUUUCUUGUGGUCAUUCUCCAUGAACUAACUCCACAGUUGCUGAAAUGUUAUUUUAGUAUGGUGGCCACAUGCCUCGAAAGCAACGGGGACUCUGGUGUGUUAGAGGAGCUUUUUGCAAGGGCUAAAGUGUUUGUUUUCUUUCCCACUUGAUUAUGCCUUACACAAAUACCUGCAUAGUGUUUCCAAACCACUAACCCUGCCAGGGUGCAUGGUUUAAUUGGCAUUGGUUCUGCCUAGACCAGUCAUUCAAUGGCUUCACUUAUGACCUGGAAAUAUUUAUUUAACAUUUAAUUUUACCAUUAGCUGAAUUAUCAAUAACACUUCUUAUGUAAAUCACUGUGUCCGCUCUCUACAGUAUAUUUUCUUUAUAUCUAUUUCAGUAACCUCUUCGCUAUAUUUCUGUAUAAAUAAAAAGUGAGCCUACCAAAAAAGUAUAGAAUCAAACCUUUUCCUGAGAGUGUUUUGCAUAUUUCUGUUCUAGCAAUAUCCCAGUGUGUCAAAUCCCAGGUAUAUUUUAUUUGGCUUUUCCAUCUCAUUGAUUUUUUUCACUUCUAAUUCUACCUUUUCUUCACUUUGUUUAUAUUUUUUUAAUAUAUUUUUAUUUGUUUUUUCUUCCUUUGACACACAUAUGCUCUCAUCUUCCUUCUCUCUUGUAAAACCUAGUAUAUACAUCUCUAUAAAACCACUGUGCAUUUUGAAUAAUUCCAUUAAUCUCAUGGCAUGGAUUUGCCACAUUUAAUUCAGACUCCCAUCUGCAGUGAGAGAGUUACUUCAUCCAGUUGUUUAUUUAUUAUUUAGGUACUUGCUAUAAAUUGAACAAAGUGCAUUUGUUCAGUUCGUAGCAAAUGUGCGAUGCCCUGUUGGAAUUUCAGCAGUUGGUGUCCGUAAAUGAACUGGAGGUCCUUUUUGUAGUUUUUUUAAAGUGGGACUCCAGUGCUGUCUGUGAGCCAAUGCUGAAACUAGAGGUCAGCUUCUAAGUUUUAAGUUUAGAACUUAACAGGGCAUUUGGUAUAAGAAUAACAGUAAAGUUACUGUGUCCUCUCCUUCACUGAGGUAGUACAUUUCAUGUGGAAUCCAUGAGCUUAUUAUCUACCCCUGAAGGAACUGUGGCUCAGUGAUAUUGUCAGAAUAGGUCUCCAACUGUAAAACCUGUGAGCCGGAGCUCCCCACCAUCAUCUCAGGAGUUCUGAAUUUGGAAUUGGGGGAGAAAACCAGCUUUUCAUAUUUAAGGUUUGCUGCGAGCAUCGUAUCUGUAAACCGGCUGGUUUGUGAGUGCUUUUGAGUUUGUGCUCACGUUGAAGGGUCAAUUCCAACAGCUGAACUCAGCAGAAAUCGGAUGAAUACAGCUUCACUUUAGGUUCAGCAGUCCAGUACCUUGACAAAUAUUAUAAUUUUCCCAUACACUUGAGUGACUGAAGAAAUCUGUACUACAAGCUCAUUUUGGAUGCAGAGAUACCAAAGAAACACUGUGCCAAUCUUUCAAACCCCACAAAGAUACUGCUAGCCAUUACCUCAACCUCUCCCAACUCAAGCCCUAAGUUGCAAACUCAUCUCAUGACCCUGAACCUCCAUUCUUAUACAAAUGGAGAAGAAGGAUGCUUGCAUGAGAAUGCUGUUCUUGGACUACAGUUCAGCAUUCAACACUAUAAUUCCCUACAGGCUCGACAAGAAGUUCAGAGACCUUGGUUUUCACCCUGCCUUGUGCAGCUGGAUCUGGACUUCCUGUCAGAUCACUGGCAGGUGGUAAGAGUGGGAUCCCUCACCUCCACCCCUCUGACCGUUAACACGGGAGCUGUGUAAUAAGCCCCCUCCUUUACUCCCUGUUUGCCCAUGACCCACAGUUCCAAUCUGCUAAUUAAGUUUGCUGACAACACUACACUGAUCGGCCUAAUCUCAAAUAAUAAUGAGACAGCCUACAGAGAGAAAAUCAUCACCCUGACACAGUGGUGUCAAGAAAACAACUCCCUCAAUGUCACAAAAACAAAGGAGCUGGUUGUGGACUACAGGAGGAAUGGAGACAGGCUAGACCCUGUUGACAUCAACGGAUCUGGGGCUGAGAGGGUGAACAGCUUUAAGUUCCUCGGCAUCCACAUCAUCGAGGACCUCACGUGGUCUGUACACACUGGCUGUGUGGUGAAAAAGGCACUACAGCACCUCUUUCACAUUAGACAGUUGAUGAAGUUUAGUGUAGGCCCCCAAAUCCUAAGAACUUUCUAUAGGGAGAAAAUUGAGAGCAUCCUGACUGGCUGCAUCACUGCCUGGUAUGGGAACUGUACUUCCCUCAAUCACAGGACUCUGCAGAGAGUGGUGCAGAAAGCCCAGCGCAUCUGUGGAUGUGAACUCCCCACUAUUCAGAAUAUUUACAAAGACAGGUGUGUCAAAAGGGCCCGAAGGAUCAUUGGGGUCCCGGGACACCACAACCACAAACUGUUCCAGCUGCUAUCAUCUGGGAAAUGGUGCCACAACUGUAUCUCUAUGUUAUAUUGACUAUCCUGUUGUACAUACAUAAGUUCUUACUUAAGUAAGAAAGUAAAUUCAAUUCAACCUGCAAGCUAACUUGAAUGACCAAUGUAAUAUUCAUAUAAAUCAAAUCAAAGCUGACAAAGUUCAGAAUUUAAAUCGCGUUAAUUAAGUGAAGCCCCAUUACUUGUUUCUUGGUCUGAACCUUGUUAAUGCUAUUUCCAUCAGGAAUUUGUCUGUUUUGAGAACUUUCUGUUGUGAACUCGGUCUUUUAAUCAUAAUGUUUUCACAGCAAUAUCAGGGGCAAUCCAUAGUCUUGUUCUGCAGCAAACUGUCAGUCGUACUUUGCACAGGCCGUAAAGGCUUCUAAGGAGCCUGCGAAAAUCCUCAGAGCACAUGAUCAUCUCCACUUGCAGGCGCCAAUCAUUAACACCAAUAUGAGCCUAACCCAUAAAGAACACCUGUAGAUCACUAGGAACCCCUUAUCAAGAAUAUAGGCAUAGAGGACAAGAAGAUGCAGAAAGCAGUCUGAGGCUGUAUACACGGCCAGGAUCUGGUGGAGCUGAUUGGAGCAAAAGAUUAAGCCUGUUCUUGGGAGUCGCCCUCAGGCAGAAAGGGGCAUACAGUGAUAGAGGUGAUGGAGAUAGGACCAAACUUAAACAAUCAGAUUAAUUGGGGAAAGAGAUGUUGUGCACGUGUAAUAUGCAUCGUGCAAAUUCACCUCAAAGUCGUCCAAACCAAACAAGGUUCUAGGUUACCUGCAGCAUCACAUCAUGGUCCUCACAAUUUCACCUUCCACUGUGUGCCCAGUAAUGGAGUUGCCUUGUCAUGAAUCUCUCAGAUCUGGGCUGUGCAGUGCAUUGUGUUAAAAUGAAUGCCCUGUUUUAAAGGUGCGUCUUUACACUACACAGAUCUUAAGAUUUUCAUAUUUUUUUAAAUGUUGCAUGAGACGUUACUACCUGUUUACAAAAGCUAAUCUUGAUAAAAGAUGAUAUGUUUAUAAUCUAAAACCUUAUACAUUUUAUGGUUGUCAGUAUUAUGUUUAUUUUUAUAUAUUACAAAAUCUACUUGGAUUUUAAAAGUGAAUGUUUAGCGAAACCAGGAAGAAUGUGCUGGCUUUAUUAAAUGUUGAAAAGUGAUUCAACUUUCCUUUUUAUUUAGGGUGCACUUUCACCUCUGCACUCCUUUAAAAGAUCUUUAAGGUUGCCUGGCUACUUCGAUUCUCAGAUUUUGUUUUUGUUGGCCCUCUUAAACCUAAGAAAUUACUUUCUAAUGGUCUUACAAGAGCCACUUAAUAUUUGUACUUUAUCCAUUAGCUCCAUGUUCCUUCCAAAAUGCUAAUAAAAUUGGAACAUUUAUUUGA
Hypanus sabinus (Atlantic stingray) is the source of this 5792-nucleotide messenger RNA. It is a transcript of the gene dus2, whose product is annotated as dihydrouridine synthase 2. Gene Ontology annotation, cellular component: cytoplasm. The coding region runs from base 228 to 1787 and encodes 519 amino acids. The record is from RefSeq and is a predicted model, not a curated record. Gene Ontology annotation, molecular function: tRNA dihydrouridine synthase activity; tRNA binding. The transcript is spliced from 17 exons. Gene Ontology annotation, biological process: tRNA dihydrouridine synthesis. Lineage: Eukaryota; Metazoa; Chordata; Chondrichthyes; Myliobatiformes; Dasyatidae.